Molecule: messenger RNA, 1952 nt
Organism: Gopherus flavomarginatus (Mexican gopher tortoise)
Lineage: Eukaryota; Metazoa; Chordata; Testudines; Testudinidae
Product: zinc finger and SCAN domain-containing protein 20-like
Exons: 3
Coding region: 364-1527 (387 amino acids)
Source: RefSeq, a predicted model, not a curated record
AAACUCAAUAUACCAAUAUAAAGUACAGCAACACUAGAGUACCAAGAAAAAGUAUUUAUUUCAUCUCAAAAGCCACAUAAAUGUUUUACCUAUCAGUAUAGCAGGGGUUCUCAAACUGAGGGUUGGGACUCCUGAGGGGGUUUCGAGGUCAUUACAUGAGGGGGGAGGUCGCAGGCUGUCAGCCUCCAUCCCAGACCCUGCUUUGCCUCCAACAUUUAUUAUGUUAAAUAUGUAAAGAAGUGUUUUUAAUUUAUAAGGGCGGGGGAUCACACUCAGUGGCUUGGUAUGUGAAAGGAGUCACCAGUAUAAAAGUUUGAGAACCAUUAGACUAUAGACUAGUACAGUUUAGUGAAGACUCAGGCCAUGGCUACACUGGAGAGUUGCAGCGCUGGUGAUGGGGUUACAGCGCUGCAACUCACUCUGUGUCCACACUUGCAAAGCACGGCCAGCGCUGCAACUCCCUGGUUGCAGCGCUGGCUAUACACCUGGUCUGCCUGGGGUGUAGCGAUUCCAGCGCUGGUGAUGCAGCACUGGUCAUCAAGUGUGGACACCAACAGCGCUUUUGUUGGCCUCCAGGGUAUUAGGAUGUAUCCCAGCAUACCUUUUCAGCCACUCUGCUCAUCGUUUCACACUCCACUGCCCUGGGCUCAGGUGACCCGCCCUUUAAAUGCCCUGGGAAUUUUAAAAAUCCUCUUCCUGUUUGCUCAGCCAGGUGUGGAGUGCAAUCAAUCAAUCAAUCAAUCAGUGACCAUGCCUCCACACCCCAAACAAGCCCCAGCAUGGAACACAUCCGAGCUGCAGGGCCUCAUCAGUGUUUGGGGUGAGGAAGCUGUGCAAUCACAGCUGCACUCCAGCCGUAGAAAUUAUGAUACCUAUGGGCAGAUAUCAAAGUCCUUGCUGCUAAGGGGCCAGGAACGGGACGCGUUGCAGUACAGGGUAAAAGUAAAAGAGCUGCGCAGUGCCUAUUGCAAAGCCCGUGAGGGAAACCGCCGCUCAGGAGCUGCCCCCACGACCUGCCGUUUUUACAAGGAGCUGGAUGCCAUACUUGGGUGUGACCCCACUGCCAAUCCGAGGAGCACGAUGGAGAGUUCAGAGCAGGGAGAAGUGGGGGAGGGUGUAGAGGAAGCCGAGAGUGAGGCUACUGGGGUGGAGGGAGACACCCCGGAGUCCCAGGAGGCAUGCAGCCAGGAGCUCUUCUCAAGCCAGGAGGAGGCUAGCCAGUUGCAGCAGCUGGAACUUGUUGGUGAAGAGGAAGCAGAGGAGCGUGUUCCCGAAACCCCAGCCCUCUGGCAGUUCCCCUUCCCAGGUGAAGUCGCGGCAGAAACACUCACCUCAUUGCUCGACAUGGCUAUGCCUUCGCUGCCGUGGCCUCUCUGUGCUAUGUUAGUGACCUUGAAUAAUCCAGCCCUAUCACCGCCUGCGCGAAGGUUACAGAACUUGAGGAAAAAUCCUAGAAAAUCAAAAGAAGAUUUGAUCAAAGCAGUUAUGAAUCAGUACGUCAGAGACAGUAAGAGGCUGCAGGACUAGAGAGAGAAAAUGCAUGAGUGGAGACAAACACAGAGCAGGAGAAAGGAAUUGGCUACCAAGAAAAGCACAUAAGCCUCCUGGUUCGCCAAACUGACUGUAUGCAGUCUCUCGUAGCCAUGCAGGCAGAUCAGUACCGUGGUAACCCCCACCCCUUCCAAAGCUCUCUCCCUUGUUCCCCAGUGUUUGCACAAAACACCUUUCUCCAGCAGCCUGGUUCUUACCACCACCAGCUGCCCCAAACACCUGUACGUUCACCUACCAGCCCUGAUAACUACAACCCUUACCCUAUGCACUCAACCCGCAUCACGAUGCAGCAUAUUAAUCCUGAAGGGCAGCAGGCAUUGAACAGCAAUCCAAGCAGGACGUAUUCAUACCUCUGAAUGUACAGUCCACCACCCUACCCCCCUGCCCUUUUAUGUACUGUA